GAAAAGCUGGAGUUGGGAAGAGACUCCAAGACUUAUUCCCAGGCCUGGUAACCGUACACUGUGUGGCACAUCGACUCAAUCUGGCAGUGUCAGACUGCAUUAAGGGGCAGAGGGCAGUUCAAUACCUCACCAAAUAUGCCAGGACUGUUGGAACCAUCUUCUGGUUCUACCAGGCCUCUAGUAAUAGGACCAGCAGUCUCAAGGACAUGGAGAGGCUUUUUGAAAUCCCCCAAAUCAAACUGCAGGGAGGAAAUGCUACAAGAUGGGAAUCGAAUAAGGAGGCAACAGAUGUGAUGCGCCGAAUUCUGCCUGCUCUCAUCGCGGACCUCUCACUCCAAGCCCGGAAUGAGCCAACCGCAGAAGGACUGUACAACUUUGUAAAGGACAAGUUCUUCCCCCCUGCCCUCUGUCUAAUGCAACUUGUGCAUGAAAAGAUCCACCGGCAGUUUUUGGUUUUUCAAAAGAGAAACCUUUUUUUCUCUCAGGUGGAGCAGGAGGUCACAGUGCUGAAAGCAUCACUGGCACAGCUGAUGGAGAGCAACAUGGUCAAAGACCGCUGGCAGGCAUGGCUGCAGUCUGAUGUGAUGGUGCCAUUUCUAACUGCACUGACUGAGAACAUUGACAACAGAUUCCCAAACACUGGCAGUUUGUCCGUCUUCAGUGUGUUUUCUCCCAGACAAAUUUUGGCAAACUUAGGUGCAGAGUAUGGGGAUGCUGAGAUGAGGACACUGGCUGAGCAGUUUCCAAGACUGAGGGAGUGUGACCUCUUGUCUGAGUGGAGCUCAUACAGACUGAGAGUGGGGAGUCCUGAUCUGAAGACCAAGUCUCUGGAAGAGGUGCUUCUGUGGCUUGUGUCUGCAGAAUCUACUGAGCUGUACCCCACCCUGAGCCUUGCAGCUGCUAUCGCCCUCACAGCCCCUGUCCAGACUGCAGAUGUGGAGAGGCUCUUCUCUGCACUCAAAAUUGUAAAGACACCUUUGUGCAACAGACUGAAGGAGAGGCACUUGGAUGUCUGUUGCAAGGUGGCCAUCGAUGGACCAGACCAGGAGGCCUUGGACUACCAGGAGUGCAUGAGGAGGUUCUAUAAGAUGAAAAAUAGAAGGCUGAAAUGUUCUCUGUCUGGUUGUGAGAUGUGUAGAUAAAUCCCCCACAACUUAGAGCACAUUCAGUUUAAAGUAGGAACCUUAUUUUUGUAUGUAUAUCGUUUAAUAAAUGAAUGCUUUAACAUGA
Paramormyrops kingsleyae is the source of this 1230-nucleotide messenger RNA. The record is from RefSeq and is a predicted model, not a curated record. Lineage: Eukaryota; Metazoa; Chordata; Actinopteri; Osteoglossiformes; Mormyridae.